AGCAUAGUUGCGCGAGCUGCUACAAUCUGUUCUUUGUUACCUCCAUGCUUGUCCCCUCCUAAAACUCCCUCCCAAGGGGAGACCUUUGUGAGACAAUGCUUCAAAUAGCGAAUCUGCGUUUCCUAUUCUUCUCUGCGAACCAUACUUGUCUUCUUUCCCCUUUCAAGCCCUCCUCUCUUUCCUCCUCUCUACUCUCCAAGCCCAGACGCUCUGCUUCUAGACCCACUUCUCUCUUUUCGGUUUUCGCUUCCUCUUCUCGCUGGCAACGAAACUAUUCUCGCCCUCUCCAUUUUACUCGCAGACACAACAGUUCUUUUAGGGAGAGUAACAGUAGGGACAGCAGAGACAAAGGAUUGACCAUGGAAGAGACUGAGACCAUUGGAUUCAACAAAAAAAGAGCUGAAGGUAGAGAUAAGAGUGACAAGCCCAAGACGCUUAAGUUGAAGGUUAGGAAGCUCAAUCCUGUCAAUACCAUCUGCUAUGUUCAGAUUCUGGGGACUGGAAUGGAUACUCAGGAUACAUCUCCAUCAGUCUUGCUUUUCUUCGACAAACAGAGAUUUAUAUUCAAUGCUGGCGAGGGAUUGCAACGAUUCUGCACCGAGCAUAAGAUUAAGCUAUCAAAGAUAGAUCACAUAUUUCUUUCCCGUGUCUGUUCAGAAACUGCAGGUGGACUGCCAGGUUUGUUGUUGACUUUGGCUGGUAUUGGAGAAACAGGAAUGUCUGUCAACAUAUGGGGCCCAUCAGAUCUCAACUUUUUGGUUGGCGCUAUGCGGUCAUUUAUCCCAAAAGCUGCCAUGGUUCACACACAUAGCUUUGGCUCCUUGCAUGGUUCUGAUGGGGUAGCUAUUCCAGAUCAAAGAAAGUUUAUGGACCCUGUUGUUCUUGUUGAUGAUGAAGUUGUCAAAAUAUCAGCAAUCCUCCUACGACCAGGUUGCUUGGAUGAAUCGCAUUCCUUGAAGGAAGGACCUACCAUGCAGAAUUCUCCAGAAAUGGAUCCAAAAGAGAGGGAUCAAGUUGCAGAACCCUUAAUUUUAAACCAUAAGGCUGAGCCUGCAAUAAGGCCUGGUGAUAUUUCUGUGAUUUAUGUUUGUGAAUUGCCUGAAAUUAUGGGGAAGUUUGACCCGGAGAAAGCUAAGGCUCUUGGGUUAAAACCUGGACCGAAGUAUCGUGAACUUCAACUUGGGAAAUCAGUGACGUCUGAUCAUAAGAAUAUUGUGGUUCAUCCAAGUGAUGUACUGGGUCCCUCUGUUCCUGGUCCAAUUGUACUAUUAGUUGACUGCCCCACAGCAUCUCAUAUGCAAGCAUUGUUAUCUGCACAAUCUCUCAGUAGUUAUUUUGCAGAUUCCUGUGGUGACAUAUCAGGAUGUGCAAAGACCGUCAAUUGUAUAAUUCAUUUGACUCCUACAUCAAUCACAAGCACUCUUGAUUACCAGAAUUGGAUGAAAAGAUUUGGUGGGGCCCAACAUAUCUUGGCUGGACAUGAAAUAAAGAAUGUGGAGGUCCCAAUUUUAAAAUCCAGCGCAAGAAUUGCUGCUCAACUUAAUUACCUAUGUCCUCAGUUCUUCCCUGCUCCAGGCUUUUGGUCUCUUCAACGCUCCCACUGCUCAGAGCCGGACUUGGGUCCUGUUUCAAACCUUUGUGAAAGGAUUUAUGCCGAAAAUCUCCUGAAGUUCCAGUUGCGCCCAUAUGCGCAGCUUGGAUUGGACAGAUCCAGUAUUCCAAGUUUAACAGAUUCCUCAAAAAUCGUCGAGGAGUUAUGUUUGGAGGUCCCUGAGAUCAUUGGUGCUGCUGAUCUAGUGAGCCAGUUUUGGCAUGGUUCUAAAGGAACAAAAGGGGAUAUAGUUCCCAUGCAGAAUGGUAGAGCUAUGAUUGAAGAGCCGUGGUUGAAUGGGAGUACGCUUCCUAGCUGUUUGGAGAAUAUAACAAGAAACGACAUGGAGAUUGUACUACUAGGGACUGGUUCAUCCCAGCCAUCUAAGUAUCGAAAUGUUAGUUCAAUCUAUAUUAAUCUUUUCUCUAAAGGAAGCAUACUUCUGGAUUGUGGUGAAGGAACCCUGGCACAGCUGAAAAGAAGAUUUGGUGUAGAGGGUGCUGAUGAUGCUGUGAAAGGUCUGAGGCUCAUUUGGAUUUCCCAUAUUCAUGCAGAUCACCAUACGGGUCUAGCAAGAAUACUCACUCUGCGACAUAAUUUGUUUAAGGGAGUACCUCAUGAACCUUUGCUUGUUAUCGGGCCGGGGCCACUGAAGAGAUUUCUAGAUGCAUAUCAAAGACUUGAAGAUCUAGAUAUGCGGUUUAUUGAUUGCAGGAAGACUACAGAAGUUUCAUUGGCAGCUUUGGAGGGUGAUUGUGAACCAAACAAGGGCGACUUUGCUCCUGGAAGUCCAAUCAAUUUUGAGAAUAGCAACAAAAAUGAAAAUGGGCAAUCAUUACAAAGUAUUGAUGCCACGUUGUUUGCUAAAGGAAACCGUAUGCAGAGCUAUUGGAAAAGACCGGGUAGUCCUGUUAACAAUGGUGUGGUUGUUCCAAUACUGAAGAACUUGGAAAAGGUUCUUGGUGAUGCUGGGCUGGAGGCUUUGAUUAGUUUUCCUGUUGUACAUUGUCCACAGGCAUUUGGUGUUGUCUUGAAGGCUUCAGAGAGAAUCAGUAGUUCUGGAAAAGUGAUACCAGGGUGGAAGAUUGUUUACUCUGGUGAUACUAGGCCCUGUCCAGAGCUGAUAGAAGCGUCCCGUGGAGCAACAGUUCUUAUACAUGAGGCUACCUUUGAGGAAGGCAUGGAGGAGGAGGCUAUUGAAAAAAAUCACAGCACGACAAAGGAAGCCAUAGAAGUGGGGGCUUCUGCUGGUGCAUAUCGCAUCAUUCUCACCCACUUCAGCCAAAGGUAUCCCAAAAUUCCAGUAUUUGACGAGGGGCACAUGCACAAAACUUGCAUCGCAUUCGACAUGAUGAGUAUAAAUAUAGCAGAUCUACCUGUUCUUCCAAAGGUUAUUCCCUACCUCAAACUUCUUUUUAAACAUAGGAUUGGAUUUGAUGAAUUGGAUGAUGAUGAUGAUGUCCCAAGCAAUGUAAGUGCAGCUAUUUAACCAAUUGAUUUGUUGUAAUAUAUUUAGCCCAUUCUUUGAGCUUUUCAAAAAAUAAUAUUUACAUUUCUUUUAGAUUAUAAUAAUUUUGGCAUUAUCCCAA
This is a messenger RNA of Malania oleifera, 3180 nucleotides long. RefSeq names its product tRNase Z TRZ3, mitochondrial. The transcript has 12 exons. NCBI's taxonomy places the organism in Eukaryota, Viridiplantae, Streptophyta, Magnoliopsida, Santalales, Ximeniaceae. The coding region runs from base 96 to 3080 and encodes 994 amino acids. Gene Ontology annotation, biological process: mitochondrial tRNA 3'-end processing. The record is from RefSeq and is a predicted model, not a curated record. Gene Ontology annotation, molecular function: 3'-tRNA processing endoribonuclease activity. Gene Ontology annotation, cellular component: mitochondrion.